AUGCUUGCGUACCUUUUCUUUGCUCUCGGCCUCCCGGCCCUAGCAUGGCUCCCUGCCUCCCCACCCGGAGGUGUGUCGCUGCAAGCUUUUACAAGCUCCAAAACGUCCAAAAUUCGCGGAGUCAAUCUUGGAUCCCAGUUCCUCAUUGAGCCCUGGAUGUCUCGGCAGGCAUGGGCCGACAUCGGCUGCACUGGUGCUGAAGCAGAGUUCCAAUGCGUCAAGAACAACUUUGGUGGAGAUAUCAACAGAGCCAGUGCUGCGUUCCAGAGACACUGGGCGAGCUGGAUUACGCGAAAUGACAUCAACAAGAUGCUUUCGUAUGGGCUGAACACUAUCCGAAUUCCUUUGGGUUGGUGGAUGAAGGAGGACCUAGUCAAGAGCGGGGAAUAUUUCCCCAAGGGAGGCUUCACUCACUUGGAGAACAUCUGUAGAUGGGCCACUGAUGCUGGCAUGUACAUCAUCAUAGAUCUUCAUGGUGUGCCGGGCACACAACUGGAACGCCAGCCAUUCACUGGCAACUCCUCCGACAGGGCUUACUUCUAUCAAUCCGACUAUCAAUCCGGGCGUUCCUAUGAAUUUCUUUCUUGGAUGACGCAGCAGAUCCUUAUCAACCCCGUCUUCAAGAACGUCGGUGCCAUCGGUGUGAUCAAUGAACCCAAGUUCAACACUAUUGAUGGAGACACGAAAUGGAUGGUCGAGCACUACUACGGCUCCGCCAUCGAUUCGAUCCGCAAUGUAGAGGCCUCGCGUGGUGUUUCAGGCAACUCCCGUCUGCACAUCAUGCUAAUGGACGAUCUCUGGGGCUCCGGGUCGCGGGACCCCACCUCGUCGCUGACCGCAGGGCAAAAGUCGUUCCUGCUCUUCGACGACCACAACUACCAAGAGGGGCCGACGUCGGGCAAAGACGCGGCGGGCAUCAUCGCGUACGCGUGCGGCGACAACCGCGUCACGGCGCUGGAGCCGGGCAACACGAAGGUGGUGGGCGAGUUUGCCAUGGCGCUGAGCCAGAGCAGCGGCCUCCGCCCUGAAACGAACUACAAGUCCUUUUACCAGAGCUACUUUGCGGCCCAGCAGUGGCAGUACGAGAAGACGAACGGCUGGGUCUUUUGGACGUGGAAGACGGACCAGCGCGACUUGGGGAACUGGCUGCAGUGGAGCUAUUCUGGUGCGGUGGAGAACGGCCUCAUCAGCACGAACCUCAACGCCCAGCUUGCGGCGAACCCGUGCCAGAAGUAGGUCGGCGUGGCCUAGCUGGGAGAAGAAGAAGAAGAAGAAGAAGAAGAAGAAAGAGAGUGCUUCCUUUAAUUGUUUGGGCGGGCAAAUUUGCGAAAUGUUAGCGUGUGGGUGGCUGGUUGGGUACGAAUUAACGACGACUGUCUUUCACGCUUGUUAUGACUAGGUAUCUGCCAAUACAUCAUUACGAC
Molecule: messenger RNA, 1424 nt
Organism: Aplosporella prunicola CBS 121167
Lineage: Eukaryota; Fungi; Ascomycota; Dothideomycetes; Botryosphaeriales; Aplosporellaceae
Product: glycoside hydrolase family 5 protein
Exons: 8
Coding region: 1-1236 (411 amino acids)
Biological process (GO): glucan catabolic process
Cellular component (GO): cell surface; extracellular region
Molecular function (GO): beta-glucosidase activity
Source: RefSeq, a predicted model, not a curated record